Messenger RNA from Dendronephthya gigantea, 2206 nucleotides. RefSeq names its product protein SMG9-like. The record is from RefSeq and is a predicted model, not a curated record. Bases 128 to 1621 code for a protein of 497 amino acids. Gene Ontology annotation, biological process: nuclear-transcribed mRNA catabolic process, nonsense-mediated decay. The transcript is spliced from 16 exons. Lineage: Eukaryota; Metazoa; Cnidaria; Anthozoa; Malacalcyonacea; Nephtheidae.
AACAUGUUCGCCGUAAAAUGGUCUAUAAUCAAAAUACUAACAUGAAGUACUAAUUUCACUAUUUAUAAACAAUGAGUUGAAUGAAAGUUAUGAAAGCCUUGAAAAUAUAAUAAAAAUUGUAUUUCGUAUGGAUGAUCGUGGCUUUAGAGGGGAUGCUGGAAGCAAGGCAAAGGGCGGCAGGAGUAGGCGUGAUCGAGGAUUUCGUGAGCCAAGAGAAAGGAGACCUAGACCACAAACGAAAGCUGGUGUUGAACAAUUUCCACCUGGAGCUCAACAAGGGCAAAUGAAAAUACUAACUAAAACAACCAACGACAAAGGUGCAGAAACAGGUAAAUCAAUUCAAAUUAAGCCAAGGGAUGAAAAAGUUGAUAUAGUGCCACCCCAGUUGGCAAGAUCCCCUGUUAGUUCACUUCAAAAAACAAACUCCUCAGUCAAAUCAUCUGGUGAGCACCAAACACAUGGCAGUCAGUCAUUAGCAGCACAUUCUGGUCGGCAUCAACCUCAUCGUGGUAGUAGUGGUGUUGUCUCACCUGGACCAUCAAGUGCAGUGCUUAGUGGGAAUGAUUCCAUAACUGCUACAGGAACUGGUGCAAAGAUACAGAAUGACUCAUUGAAGUGUUUUAAAAUUGUUGAUGAAAAACUGCACUGGAACGAUCAAGCAUUAGAGACCCUAACAGAUCAGAGUGACUUUCUUGUUGUUGGAGUGUUGGGCUGCCAAGGUGUUGGGAAAUCCACCAUUCUUUCUCUACUAGCAAAUAGAAUGGCUUUAAAUGAUAAAAGGUUUUGUAUUUUCACACCACAAUCAAGACAAACUGAGGAAAUGAGUAUAAAUGAGACUUCGGGUAUUGAUAUGUCUAUCACAAAUGAAAGAGUUAUCUUUCUAGACACGCAACCAAUACUCAACGCUUCCAUUUUGGAUAAUGUCAUCCGCCAUGAAAGGAACAUACCUUCUGAAGUUACAUCAGCUGAAAACUAUGCUGAAUUGCAGUCACUACAAAUAACAACAUUUUUAUUCACCGUUUGCCAUGUUGUGUUAGUGGUUCAAGAUUGGUUUUGUGAUCUUAAUGUAAUGCGAUUUAUGAAAACAGCAGAGAUGUUGAAGCCUACGUCAGGAGCCCAUACUGCAGCUCACGAAGGUUCUAGUAAUUUACCCGAAGAAUUCGAUGAAUAUUACCCAAAUAUAGUUUUUAUUUACAACAAAUGCUCGAGAGAGGAUUUUGAGGCACAUAAUGUUGAAAAUAUGCUUCUUGCAACAGACGCGAUCUUUCAAAAUUCCAGACUAAGAACAAAAACAUCGGCGUCUAUGCUUUUGGAAGGGACGUUUCCAUUUUCUAAACAUUUGGAACAAUAUUCCGACGUCAACCUAUUCUUGUUACCUAUAGCUGACAAUCUGAUUAGGAAAACUGGGAGCGAAAUUUGUUUUUCUGGGACAUCUUUUCAUGGGCAUCCCAACUUAGAUGUUCUUAUUCAACUACUGAGGAGUCAGAUAUUUUCAAGCCCAAGACAUCAUUUAACCCAUCAUCAACUUACAGAAAAGAACUGGUUCCACUUCGCAGCACGAUCCUGGGAAAUGACAAAGAAGUCGGCGCUGUUGUCCGAGUAUAACCGCUUACUCCCUUGAUAAACGUUGUUUGGGAAGAGUGCAUGUGAUGCACAGACAAUCACAGGGUGAAAAUUAAUGGUCAAGGUUAUCGCAAAAAAUCUGAAGGAAGAGAGCUCACAGUUUAGUGCCUUGGUUGCUUGGUUAAGACCAUGAAACCGUAAUAUCAAUAGUGCAUGUGGAAAAUUAUACUGCAUGCAUGCUUAUCAUUCUUCGAAUCAUAAAAAAGAUCAAUAUUGCUAACUAAGCAAUCGUUAACUGACCACUUCACCCUUCGUGUUCAUUACAUGAUAAUGCUCUUUACAUGAUAGUAAUGCUGUAAUCCUAGUCAUCCAAUAAAUUUUAGUCAGGCCAAUAAAUUGAGUGUAGUUUAAACCGGGUUUGAUUGGCAUUGAUUUCGGCGGAAGAAGUAAGGCAAGAAGUAAGUCCGAUGGGAUCACACCAUGAACUCUAUGUGUGAAGUCGGUCGCCACCUUUGAAGCAAAUUUGAAGCCGUUUAUGCUACUUUGACACUUUGCAAUUACGAGGUUGCUCGGCUCAGAAAAAAAUGAAUCUGCCACGGUUGAAGGUUCUAUAUUUUACUAAGUCUAACCUGCACUUUGUAUA